This is a messenger RNA of Odobenus rosmarus divergens (Pacific walrus), 1692 nucleotides long. RefSeq lists its product as uncharacterized. The coding region runs from base 1 to 1692 and encodes 563 amino acids. The transcript is spliced from 10 exons. Lineage: Eukaryota; Metazoa; Chordata; Mammalia; Carnivora; Odobenidae. The record is from RefSeq and is a predicted model, not a curated record.
AUGCACAGUCCCCGUCUCUGUCCCCAGCGGGCCCGGCCGCCCGACGGACUUGUCCCACCCUUUGCGGUGUCUGGGGUGUGUGGCAAUGAGACCGGCAGGAGCACAGGGCCUGACCCUGCUGUUGGACUGCACCCUGACCACUGUGUGGACGGCAGCAGGAGUUUCUGGGGAACCGAGCUGGCGCCCAAGGCCUGGGUCCUCUGCGCCCCCCUUGGCAGCCCCACCGGCCUCUGCGUCCGCGGCUCCGUCUCAACGCCAGCCGCCCUCUGCUUCCGUCAGGCAGGCGCGUUUACCAGUGAGCAGAGCCGGGCCAUCUGCAGUGUGUGCGUGGACAGCUCCUCAGCCAAGUGCCCUCGCCAGGUGCUUGCGCAGCGGCGCUCUCCGAGCCCAGACACGCUGGCAGCCUGCUCCCCAGCCCAGGGCAUGGCCAAAGACACCAAGACGCCACGUCUGUUCCCCUUGGUCUCAGGAUGUGAAGCCCCAAAUGAAGGUGACCUCAUAGGCCUGGCCUGCUUGGCACAAGGACCCUCCAUAGAGUCGGUGCAGGUCAGCUCAAGCCCGGAGGCACAGGACCAGAGGCAGAAGACCCACCUGAUCAUGCUGGGGAUGCAAGGGCACACUCAGCUGUCCGUCCUGAUGGCCAACUGGAAGCCGGGCCUGCACCACUGCAGCGCAAUCAUCCGUGAGGCCACCAACAGCCCCAAGCUGCACAAGGCCAUCCAGUGGCCAGCGUCCUGGGAAGUGAGGACCUCCGGGUCGACUCGCAGGCCGUCCCUACCAGAGGACUCCACCAAAGCCCCCAGCACUGCCAGGGUCCCAGAGCUGCAGCAGGUCACCGAAGCCUCAGGAGCCGUGACGGUGGACCCAGGGGUCCCUGCAGCAGACUGCGGGAACCACACCCACCCUCCCAGCAUCUCCUGCGCGCUAAGCCAGCCCAGCACGCCUUCCCAGGUGGCAUCCACAGCACCAGGAGAGCAUGCUGCCACAGCGCCCUGCUGCCUCGCUGUCCGUGCCCUGACCGUGCCCCAAGCGGCCUUCUGGCUCCUGUGUGAGGUGUCUGGCUUCUCGCCCCCGGACAUCCUCCUCACCUGGCUCAAGGGCCAGACGGAGGUGGACCCUGCUGGGUUUGCCACUGCACGCCCCACGGCCCAGCCUGGGAACAGCACGUUCCGGACCUGGAGCGUCCUGCGUGUCCUUGCCGCCCAGGGCCCUGGCCCGGCCACCUACACGUGUGUGGUCAGGCACGACGCAUCCCGGAAGCUGCUCAACACCAGCUGGAGCCUGGACACUGGCCUUGCCAUGACCCUCCCACCCCCCCAGAGCCAGGACGAGAGCGGCAGAGACUCCACAGACCUGGAGGAUGCCAACAGACUGUGGCCCACGUUCGCGGCCCUCUUCCUCCUCACUCUGCUCUACAGCGGCUUUGUCACCUUCAUCAAGAGAGCCUGCAGGGAGCUGGAGGAAUAUACGGCCGUCAUGGGCCGUGGACGCAGCCUAGGGCCUCUCAGCCCUGAGGCCCUGGAGGCCCCCUCCCUCCACCUCCACAUUCCUACGGCGGAGCAGAUGCUGGCCGCCUGCUCACAUCUGACUUGGCUGGGCGGGACUCAGGGGCCUGGGCCCUGUUCUCUGGGGACCCUGCCCCUCACACCCAACCCCUUCCUGACCCCUGGGCUCUUACUGCAGGUGAAGUGA